This is a messenger RNA of Effrenium voratum, 342 nucleotides long. The record is from the annotation of a GenBank genome assembly. Lineage: Eukaryota; Dinophyceae; Suessiales; Symbiodiniaceae.
AUGAAACACGCGUGGACGCCCUCAGAGGUGGAGGCCCAUCUGCAAACCACGCUGCAGCUGGUGCAGGCCCACGAGGAGCCAGUCACGCUCUUCAGCGUGAAGCCCAACUCUUCCUCUGAGAGCUGGGAGUGGCUGCAGCUGCUGCAGCAGCUGAAGCGCUUCGAGCGAGUGCAAGUGACAGAAGUCCCACUGAGCUUUCUAGGUGCCGAGCUUGCCGCCAACACCCACGCAGGCCGCAAGGCCAUCCUGGUCUUCGCCGGCAGCAGCGACUUGGAGGCCGCCGUGAAGCUGGCCCGCAAGAGCCAGGCCAAGAUCGUGGAAUCCGAGGUGCUCUCCAUUUGA